Molecule: messenger RNA, 717 nt
Organism: Hymenoscyphus albidus
Lineage: Eukaryota; Fungi; Ascomycota; Leotiomycetes; Helotiales; Helotiaceae
Source: the annotation of a GenBank genome assembly
AUGGCCUUCAACUCACAACCAGGUCCGUCAAGCCAGGGCAUGCAAGGCGUCUCAUACCCGAACUAUGGCAGUCCUUCAACCAUGCAGCAUCGUGCAACGAACCCGCACUUUCGACAUUUCGAGUGGUAUGAGGAAUUCAAGAGCUGCCGGCGAUACUUCUUAGACGUGGCUCAACACUCCGACCCCGUUCAAAGUCUAGCCGCGUUCUUAAACAUCCAACUACCUUUUCAGAAGCAGCCCAACCCCGUCAUGUCAUCAAAUUCUCCUUCCCCACGUGCCGCCGGUCCAGAAAUGGGAGGACAUAUGGGACAGCCACGAUUUGGAGGAAGCCAGAAUACAGGGCAGGCUCAAGCGUGCUCACUGAUCCCUUACAUAAGGAGAUUGAUAGUGACGGGUUAUGAUUCGCCUCUCAUAUUACAUGGGUUCUUUGGUGACGAUUGGGUUGCUGGAGUGGGAUCUUUACACGAGAUUGAACGAAGAAACUAUUUGUUUGCAGCAAAGAGUACCAGCUGGAUGAAGGUCAAACAGGCAUAUGAUAUGUCGCCCCAAGAAACAGUCCCAUUUUUGAAACCCUUAGUCGAUGUGUCGGAAGUGGAAAUACAAGCGGCCGAGUCGUCAUGGAGCGAAUGGUUGGCUAUGCAGGAUUGGAUGUUGGGUCCACGAGCGCCUGAGACGAUGAACCAUUCUCCUCAUGUGAAGAGGGAACCGGAUGAAUAA